Messenger RNA from Fusarium odoratissimum NRRL 54006, 2581 nucleotides. RefSeq lists its product as uncharacterized. Gene Ontology annotation, molecular function: zinc ion binding; DNA-binding transcription factor activity, RNA polymerase II-specific; DNA binding. The record is from RefSeq and is a predicted model, not a curated record. The transcript is spliced from 4 exons. Gene Ontology annotation, biological process: DNA-templated transcription; regulation of DNA-templated transcription. Lineage: Eukaryota; Fungi; Ascomycota; Sordariomycetes; Hypocreales; Nectriaceae. Bases 370 to 2457 code for a protein of 695 amino acids.
CUUCCGCGAUUCGGAGAUCCCCAGGCAUGCGGGGAACAUGUUUUUAGUGCACUGUACCCCGGACACUCACUGCGAUAGCGCCCUGUGUCAUGGUUAUCUGCGGGGGAUACAAAUUGUUGACGACACCCUCGGCCACCGUCUCGGAGAGACGCAGAAUCUCUGACUGAGCUCACAGCCUCACUCUGUCGUUGUCAAUUGAAUCAAGCCUCAGGGUAUUGUACUGGAGACUGAGUUGCGGGCUUGAAAGAGACUACGUCGUCGAAGAGCCUCAUACGUUCAUCUUGAAAUAUCCCAAAGUUGUCUUAAUCUUUCCCAUCCCCAAGGAUCGCGGUCCCAAGUCUUCUACCAUUGCCUACCUACCUAGCCAAAAUGGAUACGGUAUCACAAGAACACCCUCUCUCACCGAGACCGCCGCGGUCAAAACGAGGUCGUUUAUCGCUAGCUUGCACACAAUGUCGCAAGCGAAAAGUGCGAUGCGACGCGACAACGCCCAAGUGCCGCAAUUGUGUUCUUCGCGGCGACGAGUGUGAGACCUUCGAUCCGCGAAGGCCAAAUGGUCCGGCUGUGCGCAAAUGGCCACACAAGAGCUCACAAAGCACAUCUACAAUAUCACCGAUUCAGCGCCGAGCUUCAAUUGCGACCGCGAGCCAACAGAGCUCUCCCGCGUCUUCGAUCGUGGGGUCGCAACAUGCAGGGAACAAAGAUAGGAAUCCGUCGUGGAUUGAGCGCGCAUACCAGGAGAGCCAGAGCACGCCCGAUAGCGGUACAGAUGUGCACACGAACGACAGUCCUGAUGUGGUCAUGAACACUGAUGAGUCGUCUCAUCGCAUCAAGUACAUGGGCUCCAGCAGCCUACAAUGCCUCACCCGAUUCAUCGAUCUUUUCCUCCAGCGGCGCGGUUUUGACCCAAUUGGCAGACAUUUCCGAUGGGGAAUGUGCUUCACAGAAGAAUAUGCCCUUCCAUUAGUGCCAAUCCUCCCAGAUCUUCCCAGCAUGUCAGUCAUGGAGCCCUGCUUGAAGAAAUACUUCAGUCGCACGCACCCUCUCGUCCCCGUCCUCGAUCAUACAGCCUUCAUAUCCGACGUUCUGCGAUUUUCCGAGAUGCAACAGACAUCCCCGACCGGGCUACAGGGCGCGGUGACUUCAGUGGAUGCGCCAGCCCUUGUCGCAGUGUACGCUGUGCUGAGCAUCGGAAUGGACGACCACGAAGGUCAAAUAUCGCCAACGGCUACUGGCUAUCUUACUGGGGCUUAUUCCCUAGUGAGUCACCUGCUGAGCUUCCCAUAUAUGAGCUCAGUACAAGCGCUUGUGUUACUCGCAAUUGCAAUGCGUGCAAGAGGGAAGGACGGCCAAUGCUGGCACCUCCUUGGCCAGGCUAUACGAAUUGGCUACUCAAUAGGCUUCCAUCGCAAGAUCGUCAUAUCGAAUCCGAACGAAGAUUCCGGCAACCAAGUCGACCGACAAUUACAUUCCCGGGUCUGGUGGGCGUGCUAUGCUUUGGAGAAGUCCAUGCAAUUGGAGACCGGUCGGCCGAGCGCUAUUGAGAUCACCGAUUGUGACCAACCGUUGCCCGACAAAACCAGCGGCCUCGAUCCUUGUUUCAUCAGAUGGGUCUCGCUCUCUUUGCUAGUCGGUAAGAUUAGCGAGCACAUCUUCCAGCGUAGAGCAGAGUCUGCCUUGGAGUUCCUGUCUGGCAUCUCGGAGCUGGAUCAGGCCCUUGUAGAUUGGCUUGAUGAGGCGUCGGAAGACGCAAAAGCGAAUCAGAACGCCUCCAAAAGCUCAGAAGAGCGGUCAUUUGCCGUUUUUCUGUCUCUUCAAUUCCACCAAGCUCAAAUCACUCUUCUACGAGCAUCUCUCCUCUUCCCCGAGGCCUCUUUCAGCAACGAAGUGCAAAAGCAUGAGACCAAGAUUAGUACAACACGACUACUACAAAGCCAAACAACCUGCGUGGAAGCCGCAAGGUCAAUCAUAACACAAGUCGCAGAGUUUGCAGACUCGCAGCCUGACUUUCUUCUUCUGACGCCUACGCCGACCUUCCUUGCCGCCACAACACUCGCGCUGCAGACAUUCAAGAAGCCUCAUAAGCGCAUGGGCCGCAGCGACGGGGAACUUGUGCGCAUCGCAUCGGACUAUGUGGCAGACUGUUAUCGAAAAGUUGGGCAACACAGCGAAUUCGUGAAAGGCGUGCUCGAGUUGACGCAGCGGGUGAACCAAGUCUUGUCUGGCGAUAAUAGCUCUUCUGUUGAUCAAACACAAAGACCUCAGCAAGACUUGCCGACCACAAAUAACGACCAGAGAAUGUUAUCACCGAAUCAAUUCGGCGACGUCGCGACCGAUUCGUUCGUGUUUGAUCCCUUAGAGUACUUUCAGGAUCCCUUCCAGGCAAUGCCUUUAGACCACUUCUGGGCUGUGAUGGAGAGCGAUUUUGCCACGAUUGGAGAUCAAGGGAUGUGCUGAGAUGGCGCAUGAAUGGUCUAAAGAUUCCCCAAGUUUAUCAUGAACUUACCUAAGCAUAUUAUGACUUCGGAUUAGAUACCCUGUGUAGUAAUGAAUUGACGAGAGCGUCUGCUUUACAUACCUG